GGACUUGCUGAGGGCUGAACCAGCCUAGGAUCGCCAUGUCAAGCCUAUCUUCUGUGGUUCUUCCAUGUGCCCCGAGCAAGUUGCCCCUGGUUCUUCGAAGAAUCGGUCACCGGCGGACUGUUCCUCUGACACACGGUGCAAACGCCGCAACUUGGACCUGGCGUUGCUGCACAGCACUGGUUGUCAGUGCUGCAGUUAGGGGCCAAAGGCUGCUGAGGAGGGCCUUGGGGAACACUCCCUGGGAGAUCUUGGGUGUGGCUCCGGGAGCGAGUCCUGCAGAGAUUAAGAAAGCCUAUCGCAGAAAGGCCUUGAAGGAGCACCCUGACGUCAGCCAGCUGCCGGAUGCCAAGCAGCGAUGGCAGGAGUUAUCGGCCGCCUACGAUGUGCUGAACGAUCCGGAGAAACUGAAAGGUUGGGAGCGCGCCCAGCGAGGAGCCCGCAGCUCCAGCUCUGGAGCACGAAGGACGAGAAGUGCCUCAAGGAACUACGACGGACGCUGGAGAAGAACGCAGGAGCUGGAAGAGCAGUACGACGCUGGCGGGGAUAGCUUUGGUGCUAUCUUCAGUGACUUCUUCGACAGCUUGGCUGAAACAGCCGAUGGCUCGGAAUCUCGCGUACGACGUGCUACUCGUGCCGGAGGUAUGCUCUUGGAGGAUCUGCUGGAAUUUCUGGAGAGGGGCCUGGGCGAAGAUGCCACCGGCCGAAGCCGUGGCUCCCGCUCAAGUCCGUUCGCUGGCAGCAACCCCGCGGGGGAGCUUGAAGAAGCCAAGUUGGAGUUCAAGACCAUGCAAAGUCGUGAUGAGGUCCUUGCUGCUGAAGCCAAUGCUUGGGAGCGGAAGAGUGACCUUUGUCGCGACAGUGGUGACAAGACUGGAGAGUUGGAUGCCAUGCAACGGCUCUUUGACACCAGAGAGCGCCGGAAGACCAUCCGACGAAGACUGCUCAGCAUUCAAGAGCGGAUCGAAUAUUUGGAGAAGGUGCUCUUCGAAUUUCAACGAAAGCAAGCUGCCAAAACUGCUACAACUGGGUCUACCUCUGGCACAGCUGGUGCCAGGGAGAGCUCAUCCACGUCGAAGCGAGCACCAAGCUUUGAUGCGGACCAGGCUCUUGCAGAGCUGAAAAGGCAGAAAGGCAAACGCUGAAGAAUUGGAAGGGAUAAACUCCUCCCAAUCCAGACCUUUGGCAGAAACCACGAUAAUUGAUUCAAACGCUAAAAAA
Messenger RNA from Cladocopium goreaui, 1218 nucleotides. NCBI's taxonomy places the organism in Eukaryota, Dinophyceae, Suessiales, Symbiodiniaceae. The record is from the annotation of a GenBank genome assembly.